This is a messenger RNA of Hemibagrus wyckioides, 1039 nucleotides long. Its product is annotated as glutathione S-transferase kappa 1-like. Gene Ontology annotation, biological process: glutathione metabolic process. NCBI's taxonomy places the organism in Eukaryota, Metazoa, Chordata, Actinopteri, Siluriformes, Bagridae. The coding region runs from base 177 to 995 and encodes 272 amino acids. The record is from RefSeq and is a predicted model, not a curated record. The transcript is spliced from 8 exons. Gene Ontology annotation, cellular component: mitochondrion; peroxisome. Gene Ontology annotation, molecular function: glutathione transferase activity; glutathione peroxidase activity.
UGAGGAAAGAGAGGAGAAAAGUGUGUGUACCGUAAUGAAAAUAAAAAUUAAUAUCAGCUUCUUAACACGUUUUUUUAAAAGCUUUCAAGCACAAAACAACACGGAUUUAUUCUGUCUGCGUUUGCCUCAGCCCUUGACUAGGAAACAAAGGGCAGUCACGUGACUGUUUUUGAUUCAUGAGUCGACGCAAAAUGAGUCAAGUGACUCGUUGCGAUUCAAAUGAUUCGAAUCUCUUGAACUUUGGCACAUUUCCGCGACCUCACUGUAUUCUACAGGUCUCCUGUGCAAUUUUAAGAAAACACCAGAUGUCCAACUCCAGGAAAAAGAUUGAAUUGUUUUACGAUGUGGUUUCGCCGUAUACCUGGCUGGCUUUUGAGGUGCUGUGUCGGUACAGAAAAGUCUGGAACGUCGAACUGAAACUUCGCCCCGCCUAUUUGGGCGGAGUCAUGCUGGGAUCAGGUAACAGCUCACCUGCAUCCGUGCUAAAUAAACGUCGGUACAUGACGAAGGACCUGAACCGACUGGCGGCUUACAUGAACGUCCCUCUGCGUCACCCGUCCGACGUGUUUGAGGUCAUGUUUAAGAAAGGAUCUCUCACCGCGAUGCACUUUAUAACAGCCGUAGCCGAGAAAGAGAAAGACAGCGAUCGCCUGGUGGAGAACGUUUCUAGAGAGCUGUGGAAGCGAAUCUGGAGCACGGAUCAGGACAUCUGUGAGCCAGUGUCUCUCUCUGAGGCAGGACUGAACGCUGGUUUGUCCUCCAUCGAAGUGGAAGAACUACUUAGCUUGGCUCAGUCUCAGCCAAUCAAAGACAAGCUGAUGCAAACUACACAAGAGGCACUCGACUACAAGGCGUUUGGGUUUCCUCUCAUUGUCUGUCACGGCGAUGGAAAACCUCAGGUGUACUUCGGAUCGGACCGAUUCGAGCUCAUUGCUCACUGCAUCGGAGAAAAGUGGCUCGGUCCUCAACCUGACAAGCCAACGUCACAUCUUUAACAACACCCUGUUAUAAGUACUAUUUCAAUAAAGUGUGCAGCUAC